UGUGAAAUACUUGGGCCGUGCUUAUACUAAAAAGUUAUAUAGUGUUAAUCUGAAAUUCAAAUUUCACUGGGCCUCUGACAUUUUUAUUACCUAAAUCUGGCAACCCUACUCUGGUGGGAACAGAGAACAAACCUCCUGGGAGGUCUGGGUUACAAACCAGCACAGCAACCUCCCACUCGCCGGCAGGCAAAGGCCAGUGUGGAGCUACUGCCUGCCCCUACGUGGCCUCCCCUGGGAUCCCCCUCCAGGGCCCGUUAAAGCCCUCAUGGGAGUCAUUUUUGCCUGAAAAGAUUGUUUAACUACACAGCAGGGUCAGUUACAGAUUCACUCUCACCACACUCACCUGUGUAAAGAAAACACGAUUCUUUAUUCUUAGGCGCCUCCACACGAUGUGGUAAAAACAGAGCAGCAGCAAACUGUGCAUGUGUUGGGUUGGGUUCCCUGGAAGUAGAGCCUGAGACCCAGGCUCCAGUGCCCCUGACCUGGUGAAGGAAGCAGGAGAGAGCAGGGGAGGGGCUGAGAGGUGUGGACCAGGGGCACUCAACUUCUGCCUGACCCUCUCGGGGCUCGGGAGCCGGGAUGGUACCAGGGAGUUGGCUCCACCUUGAGACAAGGGGGUUAGGGUUUUGUGCUUCCACAUCUGCAGGCCAUUAGCUGCCUUCAGGCAGAGGGCUGGGCCUUGCAACCUCCCAGGUGUCUCCAGGUGUGGCAGCUUCCACGGCAGAGGCGACAGUCCAGAGAAAGCCACGGCCACGCAUUGAGGUUCCCUGAAACACUUGUAUCAGCUGAGUGUACCCGCUGGUCAAGGAGACCUGGGCAUGGCACCAGCAGCACCCACUAUGCUCUGUCUCCAUGCAAUGUGAUAGUCAGAUUCUCUCCGGGCUGCAUUCAAGGGUCCCUAUUAGGAGGUGCGCUCUCCUUAGGGACUGUUCUGCCCCUUGCCGUCCUUCCUAAAGGGUGGUGGCUGCCAGGUGGGGGUGUGGAGACAGGUGCUGUGUCUUCAGGGCAGUGGAAGAGGGGAUUUUGAAUACCCAUGGAAUCUGCAGGAUGACAAUGGCCUGAGCUUAUGUGGCCACUGGAAUCUGUUCCCUGCCGUGGAGGGGCGAGCAGCCCUUUUUGUUUUUUAGGGCUAUCUUUAGUACACACUGCUGCAGCCUGUGGCCUGGUCAUUUGCCCAUGGUUGUGAGGUCCCUAUGCAUGGGACUUCUUCAUCCUGACUCCAGGCUUCAGUUCACCCAUCAGACCUUAAAGCAUCUUCUGCCCUAUCUUGCCCUGGGCUUCUUGGUGCCAAAAGACAAGGGCACUGCCUCAAGCUUAUCUUCCCAGACACUGUUUACUGCUGCUACCCUGUUGCCCACGACACUUCCGAAGUGACCAUUGUUGUCAUCUCCUGCCACGUCCCGGAAGGCAAGCCACCAAGUCCCAUGCACCAUUCCCACAGCCCAACCACCUUCCCGACUCUACCCUCUGGAAUCUGAAGAGUCUGCCCACUUCUGGGUUUUUGUUCAGGAGAUGGACCACACGUCUCCCAGGCUGAGAGUCUUCCUCUCUGAACCCAUGGGAGAAAAGGAUGUCUCCUGGGUGGAUGGCAUCAGCCAUGAGCUUGCAAUCAAUUUGGUCAACAAAGGUAUCAACAAGCGACUUGAAGCCAGUCCCAAAGACAACUCGAAGACAGUGAGCACAGAUGAGGCAGGCUGUGAACUCUCAGAACAUGGCACGCUCGCUCAGCAGAGGCACCAAGUAGAGCUACGCCCCUUGGUGCCCCAAGUCAACCCACUCCACCAGGCUUACAUCCUGUUGGGACAAUUCCUUCUGAUGCACAAGAAUGAAGCUGAGUUUCAGAGGUGGCUCAUUUGCUGUUGUGGUGCCACUGAGUGUGAGGCCCAGCAGAGUUCUAACUGCCUCAAGGAGUGGUGCGCCUGCUUCCUGUAGACACAAACCUCGCCGCUGUCCCCCACCCUCAGGAGAAAAUGAUGCCCUCUCCACCUAU
Molecule: messenger RNA, 1990 nt
Organism: Callithrix jacchus (white-tufted-ear marmoset)
Lineage: Eukaryota; Metazoa; Chordata; Mammalia; Primates; Cebidae
Source: RefSeq, a predicted model, not a curated record